AAGUUAGUCACUUCUCUUCUUUCUACUACUUCACCUGUCAAAAUACUGUCUUUCACAAAUACAAAAUGUCCAAGAGAGGACGUGGAGGUUCCGCGGGAGCCAAGUUCAGGAUUUCCCUUGCCCUGCCUGUAGGGGCUGUCAUUAACUGUGCAGAUAAUACAGGUGCAAAGAAUUUAUAUGUCAUCGCUGUGCAAGGUAUCGGCGGGCGUCUUAACCGUCUGCCAGCGGCCGGUUCCGGAGACAUGAUCGUAGCCACGGUAAAGAAAGGUAAACCGGAGCUCAGGAAAAAGGUCAUGCCUGCGGUGGUCAUCAGGCAAAGGAAACCGUUCCGUAGGAAGGACGGCGUGUUCAUUUAUUUCGAAGACAAUGCGGGCGUUAUUGUAAACAAUAAGGGUGAAAUGAAGGGAUCCGCCAUUACCGGACCCGUUGCUAAAGAGUGUGCAGAUUUGUGGCCCAGGAUUGCGUCGAACGCCAGCAGCAUUGCUUGAGAAUAUGUUUAUUAAUAAAAAAUAAAGUUAAGAAUGUUCUU
Messenger RNA from Phyllotreta striolata, 529 nucleotides. The record is from the annotation of a GenBank genome assembly. Lineage: Eukaryota; Metazoa; Arthropoda; Insecta; Coleoptera; Chrysomelidae.